Molecule: messenger RNA, 1174 nt
Organism: Camponotus floridanus (Florida carpenter ant)
Lineage: Eukaryota; Metazoa; Arthropoda; Insecta; Hymenoptera; Formicidae
Product: thioredoxin domain-containing protein 9
Exons: 4
Coding region: 470-1111 (213 amino acids)
Biological process (GO): microtubule cytoskeleton organization
Cellular component (GO): cytoplasm
Source: RefSeq, a predicted model, not a curated record
GUGCAGGAGCCCUUAGCGUUGUCUUGACCGCAGCCUUUGGCCGCAUUCAGCAGACUCAACAGCAACAUGGGCAACAUUAUUAGAUUUUCCGAUGUAAUUCGACGCUGAUUGGUCGGACCUAAAAGUAGAAAUCAAUUAUUUUUCGAUUGUUACUUAGCGGUUGAAUCCGCUGAAUGCGACCCUUGUCGAAUAUUCUCACUUUUCGCACUAGCCCUUCCGAGGGGCCAAUACUCGAUCGUGAUUGGUCGAUUUCCUUACGCUUACGUCUUAUGUGCUUAUGGAAUUUUAUGUGUGAUGGCCAUAAAUGGUAAAUGUGUCUUCAGUUUUGGAGGUCAUUAGAAAUGAAUUAAAUCGUAAUACUUUCUCUUGUCAAAACGUAAAAAUCUGUUGAAGAAAAGAAUAGUGAAUUAAAAAUAGAGUUGAUUAAGGUGUCACUAUAUAAAAGAAUAUAAUUUUGUCAUUAAAUAAAAUGGAGGCUGUACUUCAACAAAAAGUCAUAGAAGUUGCCAAUCAUGUUGAGCAACAAUUAGAUGCAGAAUUGGAAAAAUUAGAUAAUUUGGAUAUCAGUGACUAUGAGAAGAUACGUACACACAGAUUAAAUGAAUUAAAACAAAUGCAAAAGCAAAAACAGAAUUGGCUGACUUUGGGUCAUGGAGAAUAUACAGAGAUAUAUAAUGAAAAAGAAUUCUUUGAAAUAUCAAAGAAAUCAGAAAAUAUAAUCUGCUUAUUUUAUAAAGAUGAUUCUCAACGAUGUAAAAUUGUAGAUUAUCAUUUCAAAAUUCUUGCAAAAAAACACAUUGAAGCAAGAUUCUGUAAAUUAAAUGUCGAAAGAUGUCCAUUUUUAACUGAACGUUUACGGAUUAAAAUUAUACCUACAAUCAUGCUAGUUGUGAAUGGUAAAACUAAGGAUUAUAUUGUAGGAUUUACUGAAUUAGGAAAUUGCGAUGAUUUUUCUACAGAAACACUGCAGUAUCGUCUUGCACAAUCUGGUGUAAUCAAUGAUGAUGAUUUAUAUCCUUCAGAAGCUGGCAAGAAGUCGUUUAUACUUAAAUCUUCAAAACCUAAGACUAUUAAAGGACGCAAUUCAGAUGAUGAUUCUGAUGAUGAUUAAAACUAGAUAUAAAAAUUUUUUUCAUAUUUUUCACAUUUACUUUAUAUCACAUUAAAUUUUAUU